Molecule: messenger RNA, 702 nt
Organism: Talaromyces marneffei
Lineage: Eukaryota; Fungi; Ascomycota; Eurotiomycetes; Eurotiales; Trichocomaceae
Exons: 5
Coding region: 1-702 (233 amino acids)
Biological process (GO): carbohydrate transport; transmembrane transport
Cellular component (GO): membrane
Molecular function (GO): carbohydrate:proton symporter activity
Source: RefSeq, a predicted model, not a curated record
AUGGAAAAUUCUAAGCAGAGCUGGCUUGACGUGUUUAAGACAUCCGGGAUGCGGAGGAGGUUGUUCAUUAUGGCUUUCUUGGGUCUGUUCACCCAGUGGAGUGGGAAUACUUUGAUUACGUACUACUUGAGCAAUCUUAUCGGCGUUACAGAUAGUGUAGUCAAAUCUAAAAUCAACAUCGGCAUCGCCUGCUGGGGUUUAAUCACCGGAACAACAGCUGCCCUAUUGGCACCACGAGAGGUUCAUCAAUACGAAGAGCCAUGCUGCUGCCAUACUAACCAUUUUCUUUAUUUUGCCUCUUCUCUGGAUUAUAAUAUCGGAUAUAACGCUUUAACGUAUACAUACCUCGUUGAAAUAUUUCCCUAUACCAGCCGUUCGCGCGGUAUCGCUUGGUUUCAAUUCUACGGCCGCGGCGCAGCAUUCUUUGCAACUUAUACAAACCUCAUCGGACUGCCACGUAUUGCCUGGAAAUGGCUGGUAGUGUAUUGCUGUUGGUUGGCCUUUGAAAUUAUUUUCAUUUACUUGUUUUUCCCUGAAACAGCGGGAAGGACCUUGGAAGAGCUUUCAUUUUUGUUCGAGGGAAAAGAAAAGGCGAAUGAAGUCGCAAAUGCGGCUGUGACUCAGAUUUUUAAGGGCGCCGAGGAGAAGAGAACCAUAGAUACCGCGCAUGUUGAGGUUGUGGAUAAGGGAAGAGCUGUAUGA